AUGUCAGAAAUUCCUAGCGAACCACCAUCCCGAUCCCUCAAGGGCAAGGUGGCCAUUGUCACUGGAGCUGGGUGUGCAGGGGAUGGCAUUGGAAACGGGCGUGCCAUUUCUAUUCUCCUGGCUGAUGACGGCUGCCAUGUUGUUUGCGUCGACAGAGACCUGUCAUGGGCGCGCAAAACCUGCGAUUUGGUAGCUGCGAAACCUGGUAGAGGCAAAGCUCUGGCUGUCCAAGGGGAUGUGACUUCUUCCACAGAUUGCGAAAACAUCGUUCAAAUGGCAUUGGAGAAAUUCGGUCGGGUUGAUAUUCUAGUCAACAACGUUGGAAUUGCUGGAGCCGCAGGUACCGCAGUCGAGGUGGAUAUGGAACAAUGGGCAAAGGGUCUCGAUGUCAACGUUUCCAGCAUGGUUCUCAUGGCGAAGUAUGCCAUCCCCGCCAUGCUCAAGAAUGAGGGAGAAAGCAAAGGUGCGAUUGUCAACAUGGGCAGCGUCGCUGGCCUGAAGGGAGGCACUCCACACCUUUUAUAUCCGACGAGCAAGGGCGCAAUUGUCAACAUGACGCGAGCAAUGGCGGCGCACCAUGCGAAAGAUGGUAUUCGCGUGAACUGCGUCUGCCCCGGGAUGUUGUAUACACCAAUGAUGUACGCUGGUGGAAUGAGUGAGGAAGCGAGAGCUGCAAGGAAGGGAAGGAGCCUUCUAGGAACGGAAGGGAACGCAAGUAAUCAUGCAAGAUGGAUGACUGGUGUGAUUCUGCCAGUCGACGCCGGCACUACUGCAGCUGUUGGAAUAGGGAUGACCAAGGCUGCCAGUGUGAACGGCUAG
Colletotrichum scovillei is the source of this 819-nucleotide messenger RNA. Its product is annotated as 2-(S)-hydroxypropyl-CoM dehydrogenase. The coding region runs from base 1 to 819 and encodes 272 amino acids. NCBI's taxonomy places the organism in Eukaryota, Fungi, Ascomycota, Sordariomycetes, Glomerellales, Glomerellaceae. The record is from RefSeq and is a predicted model, not a curated record. Gene Ontology annotation, molecular function: oxidoreductase activity, acting on the CH-OH group of donors, NAD or NADP as acceptor. The transcript is spliced from 3 exons.